AUGGCUACCCUUCAAUCAUCUCCAACUACACCUAUGUAUUUUGUCCUCACAGAUAGUCAUGGUAAAUAUGUACCAUCGACCAUUACUACAUCAUCGUAUUCAAUAAUAGUCAAAGCCGUUUCUGGCCUUCAAUGGAUAGAUAAUUAUAAUUCUAACUUAUCAGCUUUAAAAUUAUUAUCCAGAACUACUCUUCAUUCACAUCUUUCAUCAACAACAGCGUUAAUGUUAUUAAUAGGUACGAAUUCAGUUCGCUGUACGCCAGCUUCCACAAUAAUUAUCCAAAUCAACACUGUCAUCAACUUCUUACGUUCACGUUAUAUUCAUUUAUCGGAUAAACAUUGUAUUAAUAUCGUACCUUGCUUUCCAUGUUUUAAACCAUUCUAUCCAUUAAAUACAUAUGAUUCUCUAUUAGAUAAUAUUGCUCAAUAUAAUGCUCUAUUAUUUGAUUUAUCUAUUGCUUUAAAUUUCACCAUAGUUGAUUUCCAUGUUAUGGAUCAUCACAUCGGGGUCGAUCGAAUGCAUCUUGACUUCAAAUAUACUAAUCUCGUAAAAAAUUCUAUUGUCCAUUAUUUUGAAUAUUUAUCAUCAACAUUAGCACCAUCACUUAUCAAACCUACUGGUCGAUCCAAAGAGGCUAAAGCUCGUCACAACAAACGACGACAUAUUAAACUUGCUCUUAAACAAAAACAAUUUUAUUUAACUCGUUCUAUUACAUCUUUAUGGAAUUUGAAAUCUAUCAAAAAUUAUUUACAUCAACAAAAAUUAAAAUUCGCAAAAGUACCCCCUAUUCAUCGAAAAACUCUUCGUAUUCAGUUUAAUAACCAAGUCGAUCUUCAAAUAGCAGAAAGGGCCUUGCCUCAAGACGCAUUUUCUCAACAAUCGUAUUCCUAA
Rotaria sp. Silwood1 is the source of this 891-nucleotide messenger RNA. The record is from the annotation of a GenBank genome assembly. Lineage: Eukaryota; Metazoa; Rotifera; Eurotatoria; Philodinida; Philodinidae.